This is a messenger RNA of Marasmius oreades (fairy-ring Marasmius), 894 nucleotides long. RefSeq lists its product as uncharacterized. Lineage: Eukaryota; Fungi; Basidiomycota; Agaricomycetes; Agaricales; Marasmiaceae. The record is from RefSeq and is a predicted model, not a curated record. The transcript has 6 exons. The coding region runs from base 121 to 849 and encodes 242 amino acids.
GUCCCUAACCACCACUUACCUUUUUCCCCCCUUCACUUUCUUCCUUGAAAGAGCUGAGCUCUUUAUCAAUAUCUACACUUUACAUAUUUUCCCCCAUAACAAAGUCGAACCUUGUUAAAGAUGCGCUCCUUCGCUCUCGCCGCUGCUCUCGUUUCUAUUUCCUCUGUCGCCGCUGAAACCUUCACCAUUGCUGUCGGUGGGAACAACACGUUGACCUAUGACCCUAAAUCGAUUACGGCCAAAGAUGGAGAUAUCAUUCAGUUCCAGUUUUUAACCAAGAACCACACCGUAACCCAGUCAACGUUCGCGGACCCCUGUACAAAAAUGACAACCCCAACUGAAGGUGUCGAUUCGGGUUUCAUGCCUGUAGCCGUAGGAGCUACCCAAAUCCCUUCGUGGAGCUUCACCUUGAACAACGCUUCUGGUCCUUUGUGGUUCUAUUGUCGUCAGAAAACGCCCGCUAGCCAUUGCCAGGCAGGAAUGGUGUUUGCAGUGAACCCGACUGCUGACAAGACGUUUGACGCAUUCCAAAAGCUUGCUAUGGGAGGUGCCGCUAAUGGAACUACAACAAGUACUGGUGGUGCUGGUGGGAAUGGAGGUUCAACAAGUACUGGUGGGAAUGGAGGUUCAACAAGUACUGGUGGUACUGGUGGUUCAACGAGCACUAGUACGACAACGGGUGGAGGUAACCCGAGCACGACAGGUACGGGAAGUGGGGACGGGAGUGGAAGUGGAACGAAUUCCUCGGCUACGCCCAACGGCAACAACGGCAAUGGGGCUGUGUCCAUGACGAUGAACGCUGCAGGCCUCGUUUCCAUCGCUGGAUUGGUUGUUGGUUUAAUGCUAUAGCUUGCAUGUAGUAAUCCAACAUCUUUAUGCCAUCUAUUUUCUGUC